AUGCACGCGGUGGGCUUGCACUCGGCGUUGGCGAUCAAGCGCCAGCGGAAGCGCAGGGAUGAGCAGCGUCGCGCUCGAGAGCGUCGGUUCAGUACGCAAUCCGGGGAGAGCGGUCUAACUUCGCCGAGGGCAUCAACGGGUUCCUUGGACAACCAUCACCGGCACCCCCACGGGGCGCACCCGAACCGGUCGGCAGGGCACGGGAUGCUGGACUCGAAGGUCGUAACCUCGGUGGGGAUGCUGCACAUCGGGGUGGUGUUCCUGGUCUUGGGGGUCUUCCUCUUGGCCAGCGGCCUGCUGCCAGGGGACCUAGCUUCCUGGGGAACCAAGGCCUCGGGGGGCUGGUGGAACGAGCUGGUAGCCACGGGGCUUUUCGCCAUCCUGGUGGGCAUCUUCCUGAUCGUCCUGAACAAGGUGAUCGCUCGGAAGGAAGAGAGCGACUUGGAGGAGUACGUUAGGAGACAGCUGACCAGGUCGAGGUCGGGCCACAGAAUGGAGCGCGACCCGGAGACCGGGAUGUUCUCCACUAGACACGCCAAGCAGGUCAGGCAGAUGAUGAUGACGACCUCGGCGACGUCCAUCGGCAGCCCGGAGGAGAAGAGCUCGGGAUCGCCCCCUAGGAGCCCACCUCCGGCUUACUCGCCCCCGGACGCCACGUCCGCGGAGACCCAGGCUGCUCAGACGGCACUUUAUCUCGAACAGAUCACCGAGGAGGAGAUCAUCAGCGAUCGCAUGGAGACCUCCACCACCACCAGUCUCAGCCCCGGCUCCCCUAGCGAGACCAGGGAGUUGAUCCAGGCCAAUCCCCCGCAUCGCUACAAACAGAACGGCAACUCCAACAUCGCCAAUCAUGCCGACACGCACACGCGGCUCUACGUUCACGUAUCUAAAAUCUAG
Messenger RNA from Orussus abietinus, 897 nucleotides. RefSeq lists its product as uncharacterized. The coding region runs from base 1 to 897 and encodes 298 amino acids. NCBI's taxonomy places the organism in Eukaryota, Metazoa, Arthropoda, Insecta, Hymenoptera, Orussidae. The transcript has a single exon. The record is from RefSeq and is a predicted model, not a curated record.